Molecule: messenger RNA, 6590 nt
Organism: Haliotis rufescens (red abalone)
Lineage: Eukaryota; Metazoa; Mollusca; Gastropoda; Lepetellida; Haliotidae
Product: ATP-dependent RNA helicase TDRD9-like
Exons: 38
Coding region: 247-4650 (1467 amino acids)
Cellular component (GO): intracellular anatomical structure
Molecular function (GO): RNA binding; ATP binding
Source: RefSeq, a predicted model, not a curated record
AUUGUGCUUAUUCUCCAUACCACAGGACUUUUUUGUCUCAAUUUGGGAGAGAUAUAUUUUCUGUGUGAAGACGACCCCUGGGUGCGAAACUUACGGCAGCCAGCUCUACUUGGUGCCAUAUCCGUGUUGCUGCAAUUUUUGAGACGACCCCUGGGUGCGAAACUCACGGUGGCCAGCUCCACUUGGCGCAAUAUCCGAAACCGUGUUGACACUUCAUAGACUGAAAGUUGGUAGAGUUUUGUCAAAAUGAGCAGAUUAACAACUGAAAUUACGCUGGAUGACAUUGACGACUGGUUCAAGAUAGGAAAAGAGUCGACAAAGAAGAAGUCCACGAUACAGUCUGUACCACGAAGUUUCACUGGCGGUCGUGAUUUUAAUCCACUCACUGGAAGAGUACAUGGAGUGCAGGAGAAUGACUUUCCAAAUCACCUUCCACCCUAUAAAAGGAACGUGUCUGUGGACCAGCACGGGUAUGCCGAGCAGUUCCAGGAUGAGGAGGAACAACAUCUACUGAAGCACUACCAGCCGCUUGAGGCCGGGCCGAUGUCCACCGGGGGGAUGGCUGGGAGACUGGAGCAGUUGGAACUAGACAGCACCGUGGCAGGUUCCGUGGGGAUGCCAGAAGACCUGGUUCCCCCUGGAGCUGUUGAGGUCUACGAUAACUACCAAUUUGCCCAUACCUAUGACAAGAAACUGCCCAUCACAUACCACAAGGAACAGCUGUUGAGCACAAUAGAGAGUAACCAGGUGACCGUGAUCCAGGGCUCCACCGGCUCCGGCAAGACCACACAGGUGCCCCAGUACAUCCUGGACCAUUACGCCCAGGAACACAAGCACUGCAACAUCAUCAUCACACAGCCACGUCGUAUUGCCGCAGUCAGCGUGGCAAGGAGGGUGUGCUCUGAGAGGAGCUGGACACUUGGAAGCAUCUGUGGAUACCAGAUUGGCAUGGACAACAAAACUUCGGAGGACACUCGCAUCACCUACUGUACAACUGGGGUACUGAGAGAGAAGCUGAUUAAAACAAAGAAUAUGCUGCAGUUCACGCAUGUGAUCCUUGAUGAGGUGCAUGAACGAGACCAAGAGUCAGAUUUUGCCUUGCUGAUAGUGAGGAAGUUGCUGCGUACCAACUCACAACAUGUUAAGGUGAUCCUGAUGUCAGCCACCAUCGACUGUGACCUGUUUGCCAGCUACUUUGCCCUGCCAGUGCGAGAUCGCCUGGAACCGGCACCGGUGGUGAGCGUAGAGGGCCGAGUCUUCAGGGUGUCGGAAUUCUAUGCUGACGAUCUCACUCCCACACUUGGAGUGCUCCCUGAGUUCGAUGAGUGCAAGCCUGAAUUGAGUGAGGAGAUCGAGAACAUGGCGGUGAAACUCAUCUGUGAGUUCGACUCACUGGAACGCAAAGAGCAAGGACUGGACAAAGACACUAACUUCUCCCCUGUCCGGGGAACUGUGCUGUGCUUCCUGCCAGGUUAUGGUGAAAUCUCGGAUUUGUACGACAAAUUGAGAGUUCAUGAAGCAAAACACAACCUGAAAGUCAUCCCGCUACACUCCACCAUCACCCAGGACGAACAGAUGAGGGUGUUUGAGCCAGCACUCAAGGGGCAGAGGAAGGUGAUACUCUCUACCAACAUCGCUGAGUCGUCUAUCACUGUUCCAGACAUCAAGUAUGUUAUCGACUUCUGCCUCACCAAGAACCUGGUGUGCGACCCCAUGACCAACUACACCCAUCUGAUUGUGGACUGGGCAGCCAAAUCCAACUGUACACAGAGGAAAGGUCGAGCUGGACGUGUUUCCAACGGCCGCUGCUACUUCAUGGUGACUAAGACAUUCUUCAGUCAAUGUCUGCCUGAUUAUGGAAUACCAGAGAUGCAGCGCUGUCCCUUGGAGACCCUGGUUCUAAAGACGAAGAUCUUCAACAUGGGGGAGCCGAGACGUCUGCUGGGUCUAGCCCUGUCCCCUCCCAGACUGGACGAUAUUGAGAGAACUAUCCUCAACCUGAAAGAAGUGGGGGCCCUUGCCACGUCAAACAACACAUUGAACAGCCAGUAUGAUGGAGAGCUGACUUUCAUCGGGAGGGUACUCGCGGACCUGCCAGUCGAUAUCCGUAUCGGGAAACUGCUUGUCCUUGGACAUGUCUUCUGUCUUCUGGAAGAAUGUCUUAUCAUUGGGGCAGCACUGUCGCUCAAGAGUAUUUUUGCAAGACCUUUCAAGGCCAAGCUGAAAGCUUUUGAGCACAAGUACAGCUGGGGAGCCUUCUCCUUGAGUGACUGCAUUGCUAUCCUUAAUGCUUACAAGGUGUGGGAAAACAACAAGAAGCACCACGCCUUCAAGCGGACUGGAAUGACAGAGAGGAAAUGGGGGGAAUCCCACUUCAUUCAGAUCAGAAGGAUCAAUGAGACAUCCGAGUUGAUCCGGGAGCUUGAGCAGCGGCUGGAGAGGUUCAACAUCCAGAAGGCCAGCAGACCGCCAUUCUUUAAGGGAGACUACAACUCAUCCAAGGAGAGGCUGCUUCUCAAGCUGGUGCUGUGUGGAGCCUUCUAUCCUAACUACUUCCUGCGUGGCGAGGUAGACGAGGGGGAUGCUAUCCGAGUUCUGUCCAACCAUGAUCCCAUGAACACUGUUGCACUCAAGGGACUGCCAGCCAAUCAGGGCAUGCUGUACAAGGAGAAGCUACAAUGCAUCUUCAGUGAGUGCAGCCGGGACCCGCCUCCCAUCAUCAAUUUUGAGGAAACAAAGGCUUUCAUCCAGUUCCCAUGGAAGGGCAACACUCUGUGUGAGUCUCGAGUACACAAGGGUAUUUACAUGGCCAUCAAGCUCAGGUUGUUGCGGAUCCCCAUCGAGGUGGAGAUGUACACAAGGGAAGAUGCUAACAUCAUAGCCAGCAACCUGCACAAAGCCCAAGACAUAGUGGCUUCCCAGGGACAGCUCCGUACCAACAGACUGAAGGGGUCCUCACAAGAAAGCCUUGGGCAAGUUGUAGAACCCCCCAGACCCUCCGUGUCCGGAGUCCUAAUCAUGGUCACUGCCGUGGUGGAGUUUGGCCACUUCUGGGCGCAGUACUACUCGGACAUGGCUAUCAGUCAGCUGAAACACGUGCAGGACCAGCUCAACAGCUCCACUGCCUUGAUGCAGGUGACCGGGUUCCUGGCGCCUGGGAGUUACUGUGCUGCCAUCUACCAGGACGAGUCCGUCGCCUUCUACAGGGGCAAGAUUGUGGAGAUUCGAGGAAACAUGGUGCAGGUGUUCUUUGUUGACUAUGGCAACAUGGAGAUGGUGUCACGAGAUCACAUUCGAGCUUUGCCUCCCCAGCUGCUGCAGAUCCCCUUCCAGGCAUUUGAAUGCUACCUGGCUCACAUUCGCCCAUCUAGUCUGAGGUGUCCUGAUGGAGUUUGGAGCAAAGAGUCUACCGCAUGGUUCACCAAUGAGUACAUCAACAAGAUUUUGUAUGCCCAGGUGUUUUCAGUAGAGAGGAGUGCCUUGAGGCUGGAGGUGAUUGAGAAGAAGCUGAACAACCAGCAAGUUGUGGUCAAUGAAGAAGUGGUCAGAAAGGGCUAUGCAGAUAAUGCUGAGGAGUCAUUUCUGUCCAAGCAAAAUCAUGACGAACGCUGCUCGGAGGCCAUGAGUAUGACAGUGUCUCCAGAUAGGGCGAUAUCAGGACAGAAGGAAGAAUGGAUGAAUGUGGAAAUGCCACGUGAAACAAGAGCUGCCCUCAAGGGUUCCCAGCGCAUGGUAAAACUGAUAGGUCCUCACAGUCCUCUGGAGAUGAGCUUCCACAGCAUGACGUUCGUAGGCAGACUGAGAGGCUCUAGGAUAGACCAGGACAGCAUCAACUCUGUAGCCAUAGAUGACGAGCCGCAGAACAGCCACGCCCGCAUGAUGGUGGCAGCAUUUGUUGGUCUGAACCCCCAGGGGUCAGUGAUGAUGGCAAGGGACACGACGAUCAUGCCACUGAUCCCAGGCCUGCCAGGUCUCAUGUGUCUGCUGUUUGCUCCUGUGGCAGAACUCAGGACAAAUGCAAAACGAACCCAUUACACUGGAGCCAUCUGUGGCCUUGGAUAUGAAGACAAGACCAACUAUCCCAUCCUUCCUGACCAUGACAUAGAGGUCACCUUUGACACUCACAUCAAUGAUGAGGACAUUGACCUGAUCAACUGUGUGCGUCUUGCCAUCAAUGUGACGGUCGGGAAGCAGGACGCUGUGUCCUGGAGUGGUAGUGCCAUAGAGAAGCUGCAGGACAACGCCAGGAACAAGCUACUCCGCCUGGUGGAGCAAAGGAGAGAGCCUAUUGAGCCUUGUAACUACGAUAAGGCUUAUCACUGGAAUCAGAUUGCCCCGAAGUACCUGAUGGAGCCACCAUCAUGCCGGCAGGACACUGACGAACUAGUUCUGCUCAACCCUCAUUAUGCCAUUCGACUGGCCAGACCGGAUGAGACAGAGAGAAUCUCCCUCCUUGAUGAAGUCCGUCACAGUGACUACCUGAAACACCAUCUGCAGGAGCUGAAGACACUCUCCAUCAGGCACCGGAGUGACACUGUGACCUGUGAGCUGUGCGAUGUGUUGUGCAAGACUCCAAGAACGCUGUCUGCCCACCUACAAUCAGACAGUCAUAUUGCCAAAGAGAACAAGCUGUAUGGCUUGUACCAUUGACCGAUCACUGCAGAUCGAUACCACACAGACUGGGUAUCUGUGAUAGCUGUGCCAAAUACUCAUUUCUCAAGGAGACCAUCAUGUGAUGACAGACAUUCAUUCAACUUUGAUAUUCCAUGUGGCAAACCAUUUUAGGCUGGAGAUAUAUUUUGUUUUGGCCAAUACCAAAGAUGUGAAAAUGGCAAUUUUUCGUUAUCUGUUUAUGUAAACUGCAAGUUAUGUUUUUUUCAUAUGUAGAAUGUAAUAGAAUUGUGUUUAACUGUGAGUCAACUCCUGAAGGAGAUAACCUAGUAGUGGCGUCACAGAGAGGGCGAAAUACACCCUGGGCCCAUCAUUGCGUUUUGUUUCAGUGCAAGGGAUUAUGUCCUGUUAGUUAUUUUGUUUAGAAGAUUAUGGCUAAAGUACAAAAAAAACUAAUCACUGGUGUUUUAAUUCAUAAUUUUUUACACGGAAACUAUAAACAUGUAUGGGAAAAAAUAGUUGACAGUCGUUUCAGUUAUUACUAUUUCUCCAUUGAAAUAGUAGAUACUGGGCACAAGUGCAAGUAUGUUUCCUGGUAUUGGAGGCUGAUCCUGGCUUAGGCUUGAUGUGGUUUGCCAGUGAGAACUAUUAGCAGAAACAGUCUGUGUAAUCUCUUCCUCCUCCACCAAGUGGAGGGCGAUUAGCUUCUUGAUCCAGUGUUGCAUGCAGACAGAUCCGGUUUGACCUGGCAUACCUCAAGGGAAUGCACUUCAUGCCCCUGCAUUUCCACACUACAUGCCCCCUGUAUUUCCACACUACAUGCCCCCUGCAUUGCCACACCACGUGCCCUUGCAUUUCCACACUACAUGCCCCCUGCAUUGCCACACCACGUGCCCUUGCAUUUCCACACUUCAUGCCCCUGCAUUUCCACACUUCAUGCCCCUGUAUUUCCACACUUCAUGCCCCUGCAUUUCCACACUUCAUGCCCCUGUAUUUCCACACUUCAUGCCCCUGCAUUUCCACACUUCAUGCCCCUGCAUUUCCACACUUCAUGCCCCUGCAUUUCCACACUUCAUGCCCCUGCAUUUCCACACUUCAUGCCCCCUGUAUUUCCACACUUCAUGCCCCUGCAUUUCCACACUACAUGCCCCCUGUAUUUCCACACUUCAUGCCCCUGCAUUUCCACACUUCAUGCCCCUGCAUUUCCACACUUCAUGCCCCUGCAUUUCCACACUUCAUGCCCCUGCAUUUCCACACUUCAUGCCCCUGCAUUUCCAAGCUUCAUGCCCCUGCAUUUCCACACUUCAUGCCCAUGCAUUUCCACACUUCAUGCCCCCUGCAUUGCCACACCACGUGCCCUUGCAUUUCCACACUACAUGCCCCCUGCAUUGCCACACCACGUGCCCUUGCAUUUCCACACCACGUGCCCCUGCAUUUCCACACUACAUGCCCCCUGCAUUUCCACACUUCAUGCCCCCUGCAUUGCCACACUACGUGCCCUUGCAUUUCCACACUACAUGCCCCCUGCAUUUCCACACCACGUGCCCUUGCAUUUCCACACUACAUGCCCCCUGCAUUGCCACACGAGGUGCCCUUGCAUUUCCACACCACGUGCCCCUGCAUUUCCACACUACAUGCCCCCUGCAUUUCCACACUUCAUGCCCCCUGCAUUGCCACACUACGUGCCCCUGCAUUUCCACACCAGGUGCCCCCUGCAUUGCCACACCACGUGCCCUUGCAUUUCCACACUUCAUGCCCCCUGCAUUUCCACACCACGUGCCAAAAACCAUUAUUUUGCUGUUAUCCACUAAGAUUUUAUAUGAGAUUUAUGUUGACUCUAAAUAUUGUGCCUUAUUAUUGUGUUUGUACCGAAUGGUAAUGUUCAGUUUAUUUGAAAUAUCAUUAUUCCUCUGUUGAAGUGCAAUGUGGUCACAGUGCAAAUGGCAAGUUGCUUCAGUAUAAUAAAUGAUUGUUUUCUU